Molecule: messenger RNA, 2139 nt
Organism: Magallana angulata
Lineage: Eukaryota; Metazoa; Mollusca; Bivalvia; Ostreida; Ostreidae
Exons: 4
Coding region: 1379-2029 (216 amino acids)
Source: RefSeq, a predicted model, not a curated record
CACCCUACACCACGUUCAGUGAAUACCUUACAAAAAUGUGGUGGUGAUUAUUUAUAUUUAGGGAUAGAAAGUGGAAUUUUAAAGGUAGUUUCAACCCAUCCAGAGCAAUUCAGUGAUGCAAAUGAGAUAUCUUUAACAUUUAAUGUUGAUGGAGUGCCUCUAUUUAAAAGCACAAAUGUGCAAAUGUGGCCAAUAUUGUGCAGUAUAAAGAAGUUUGAACCCUUUGUUGUUGCAUUAUUUUGUGGGAAUUCAAAACCCAGUUCUGUACAUGAUUAUUUGUCUGAUUUUUUGGUUGAGUUGAACAAUUUAGUUCAGAAUGGAAUAUCUGUUGGUGAUGCUGUUCUGACGGUGUCAGUUGGAUCAUUUAUAUGUGACGCACCGGCGAGGGCUUUCUUGAAAUGCACAAAAGGACAUAAUGCCUAUUAUGCAUGUGAAAGAUGUACUAUCAAAGGAAGAUGGAAUGGACGUGUUGUUUUUAGUCUAAAUGAUGAAAGAAUCACCCCCUUAAGAUCUGAAGCAAGUUUUAACAAUUUUGAAUACAAAGAUCAUCAAAUUGACAUUUCUCCACUGAUAAAUGCUGGAAUUGGAAUAUCAUGUAUUAAAUCAUUUCCACUUGACUACAUGCAUUUAGUUUGUUUAGGGGUAGUUAAGCGAAUGUUAUCGUUUUUGAAAUCUGGCCCUAGGCAAUGUAGACUAUCAGGUCAAUAGUUGGAUAUUCUUUCAGGCAAACUGUCUGCAUUGAAUGGAAAAAUGCCAGGGAGUUCGCAAGGCAACCACGUUCACUCUAUUAUCUUGAUAGGUGGAAGGCCACUGAGCUGCGGCAAUUUUUGCUUUACACUGGACCAUUGGUUCUACGUUCGGUUGUUUCCAACCAGGUUUAUAAUCAUUUUCUUACAUUAAGUGUUGCAGUGUCCAUUAUCCUAGAAUCUGACGAGGACUUUAGACACGAGCAUAUAUCAUAUGCAAGAGAACUUUUAAAAUAUUUUGUGAAAACAUCAGAAAUGGUUUAUGGGGACACAUUUGUUUCCUACAAUAUUCACUCUCUGAUUCACAUUGCUGAUGAUGUGGAACAUUAUGGAGUGUCUUUGAAUGAACUAAGUGCUUUUCAAUUUGAAAACCAUCUACAAAAGUUGAAAAAGAGUGUUAGAAAAGCUCAGAAUCCUAUUGCCCAGGUUACGAAACGAAUUGUUGAGAUGGAGAAAAUGAAUUGCAGACAGCUCCCCAAAAGAAUUCAUAUAAGUGUUUCAACCCAAAAAAACGACAGUUGCUUUCUUUUGAAAAAUAGAGAAAUUGUGUUUGUGAAGGAAAAAAGAGAUGAUAAAAAAUAUGUGUGUGAUGUUUUAAAAAGAUCAAACUUGGAGAGUUUCUAUGAUAGCCCAUGCAACUCCAAACUGUUAAACACUGUUGUUGUAUAAAAAAGGAACAUGCAUCUCAAAAGGAGGUUACUGGAACACACAAAUUUCGAAAAGAAAUUGAUUUGUUUACCAUGGGACAGAGGAUAUCUUCUCAUUCCAAUGCUGCAUGGGAUGGAACGAUGGUAAACAUACAUACAAUGUCAUGGAGUCGAGUAAUUUGGAAGGAAAAGGACAUAGAGGUGGAAGAAGUUAUUCCUUCCAGCUGGAUUGCAGGAAACAAAGUUCUUUGGCCACCCGUGUCAAAUGCUGGGGCAAAGAAAGCUAUACGACAACAAUGGACCCCUGAGCAAAAGUGGACCAGUUUUGAAUUGGUCAGAAUAAAAAUGUCUUCUGAUGAGAAAAAAGAUUGUGAUAUCGCAAACAUCACAACAUGUGACGAGUCUGAGGAGUCUUCAGGUGAUGAGGUUCCACUGGGGAAGAGGAUUCCCAAAAAGAAAUCUUUUGGAACAGAGUUUGCCACAGGAAGUACACUAGAAACAGAUAGUUCCAAAACCAGCUGUAAUAAUCCAGUCCUUCCUGCGCCACCACAACCUCCAAAGAGGUCGAGUUCUAAAACACAGAAAUCAAAUGGUACAUUGCAUUUAUCAUUCUUGAUCAUUACUUCCUCAUCGUGAUAUGUUUUCCAUUUAUAUUUUUUUUUAGAAAUAUUAUUUGCAAGUCAUUGGUAAAAUAUUUCUAGCAAGUUAUAUUAUUGUUUAUUUUAUGCUAGUCUGUAAAUCUUGAC